Molecule: messenger RNA, 4087 nt
Organism: Closterium sp. NIES-67
Lineage: Eukaryota; Viridiplantae; Streptophyta; Zygnematophyceae; Desmidiales; Closteriaceae
Source: the annotation of a GenBank genome assembly
GUGAUUUCCGAGGUUUUGGCUGUCAUCUCCCACUUCACUUCCCUGCUCUCAUUUCGCCAAACACGAACCGUUUUCGCUUUCGCGCCGAACGUCAAGUUGAAGCCGGCUCUCCGUCUGCUGUCAUCCUCUUGGUCACCCCCGUCCGUCUGAUUUCCUCCCCUCUGCUGCUCCUUUCCCCUCACUCCCAGCUCCCCCUACUCCCACGCUGUUUAGUCCAAGCUCCUAACUAGCGUAACUACUGUUUACUUCCACUGCUCAGUAGACCCAGAAAAUUCUACUAUCGUACUGCCCUUUUUUCCGGUCUGACCCAGCAUCUGGAAGUGAUUUUUUGUUUGAAGGCAUCUUUCGACCUUUCGCGUUGGGCAUCUGGUCUUUCCAGCGCUGCUUUCUCUUUGUGGAAUCUGCAGCUAGUCACCUUGAGCACCUCAUCGCUGCAUCAGUCAGCCAUUUUCCGCCCUUAUAAGGAAAUGUUAUUGGGUUCCAGGACGCCUUCCAAGAAGUCUGGACUGUUAGAGCAGUACCAGCAGCAGCAGCAACAGCAGCAGCAGCAGCAACAGCAGCAGCAGCAGCAACAGCAGCAGUACCAGCAGCAGCAGCAACAGCAGCAGCAGCAACAGCAGCAGCAACAGCAGCAGCACCAGCAGCAGCAGCAGCGGCAUGAAAUAGCGCAGGAUCUGGCACCAUCAGCAGCUCAGGAGUUUACGUUCAACCAAGACCCCUCCGCUCAGCAACUCUCCAUCCUCAUCCCUAAAAAACGCUCUAAGGAUGCGCCCUCCCCCACCCCUAUCCGCGGCACGUCCGCUUCGUUCAAGCAACCAGUGGUAGCCGCAAAGAAUCGCACAUCGCCAGGCGUGCACGGAAAUGUAACACCGGGGAGCGUGGUAACCAGCAGCUCGAAAGCCCGUGACUCAAGCAUGGGUGCGAGUGCCGUUCCCUGCCGCGCGUCAGGAUCCGGUCAGGCAUCCCUGCCGCAACUCCCGCCGGGUUUCCGGUUCAAGCCCUUGGACGAGGAACUCGUGUCACAUUACCUCUACCCUCGCGUGCGCGUAUCGGACGACGGGAAGCGCGCGCUGACCGGUUUGACCCAGGAUGGGAGUGAUCUGGGGCCUGCUCCCGACUGCAGCUGGACUAACAUCAUCGCCAGCCUCGACGUCUUCGACUGCGAGCCAUGGGAGCUCCCGCCGUUCUGUCGCAUAGGCGACGGCGAGUGGUACUUCUUCGCCCGUCGCAGCCACAAGUACGGCCACUCGCGCCGCACCAACCGCUGCACCAACCGCGGCUACUGGAAAGCCACCGGCAACGACCGCACCUUGCCGCUCCCCCCCGCUACCCCCGCCGUCCCCGCCACAUCCGUCGCUACAGGCGGAGGGGAGAGGGAGGGAGAGGGUGGGAAGACGGCGGCGGGAGAGGCCUCCGCGCAACAACGUUCAGAGCAGGCGCAGGGGGAGGCGCAGGCGCAGGGUCAAGCGCAGGGGCAGGGGCAGGAGCAGGGGCAGGAGCAGUACUGCGUGCCGAUGGUGCGGCUAAGGGACGGUGUGAGCGUGGUGGGGAUGAAGAAGACGCUGGUUUUCUACGAGGGCCGGGCGCCACGCGGCAAGCGCAGCGACUGGGUCAUGCACGAGUACCGCCUGGAGCAGCGCAACAGCAACGCCAUGACGGCCAACGGCGGCGGUGGUGGAGUUAGCGGCGGCGGCGGCGGCGGCGGCGGCGGCGGGUCCGGCAUCGGCUCUGGAAGGAAACCCGUGGGCUCUCUGGUGCUGUGCCGUGUGUUCAACAAGGGCGUGCAGCAGCCCAAUCCGCUGCUCUCCGAUCCCGCCCCCGCCGACACUCCGCGCCCAGGCGCACCCACAGCGCCGCACCCCGCCCCCAACGCGCGCGCAAACCCCGCGCUUUUCCCCCCGCCUCCCGCUUACGCCGAAGGGGGCCCGGAUUACCGGCGUCCGGAGGGCGAGGGGGAGGACGGGCAGGAGAGUGACGAGGAGACGGCGGGGGAGGAUGGGGUGGAGGGUAGUGGGCUUGUAAGGAGGGGAGGAGUUGGAGUGAAGGUGGAAUGCGUCGCAGAUUCGGAGCAGGGGCAGCAGCAGCAGCAGGGACAGGACUUGUGGCCUUGGCUUAUGGGAGAGGCGUUCAAGUUGCCGUGGGAGGUGGAGGCAGCGGAUGAGGCAGCGGCUGCAACAACAACGGCGGGAGAUACCGUUACGGGAGCAGCCGCAGCAGCAGCAGCGGUGGUUGCAGGCGCAGAUGCAGGAGGGUAUACUCUAGACUCGUUGCUGCUGCACCAUUCAUCUGCCACCACUGCUGCUGCUGCUGUUGCUGCUGCUGCAGGUGACACAGCUGUGGCGGGUGCUGCAGUUGUUGCAGGCGCAGCAUAUGUUGGCUCUGGUGCACAAGCGUCGUGUGCUGCAGAGGAGCCGCCUUGUGCGGUGGACUCCCUGCUAGGGGGUCUCGCACUCGUUGACUCCGCCCCUUCUCCUGCUGCUGCUGCAACUGUGGCGCGCGGAGAGGGAGAGGGGGAGGGGGAGGGCGAUGACGGCACAGAGCUGACAAGAGGCGGCAGCAGCUGCGCCAGCGGGUCAAGCGGGGCAGGGUCAGAGGAGCGAGACGCUUCGUCCGCGGCUCUGCUGCUGCAUUGGGACAACGCUGCCAAGGGACCGGUUGUAUUCGCCGGCCAGUCUGCCCCUGUCCCUUCUUGUGCUGCUGCUGCUGCCACUCCCUCGUCUGCCGCCCCCUCUUUUGCUCCGCCUACUGCGGCUGGUCAGGCCACGGCUCCUGCCACUUCCGCGGAUGCUGCAUCUGCAUCCGCAGCAGCAGCAGCAGCAGCAGCAGUGCCUCUGCCACCUCCACUGAACAUCUUGGAGUCGCUGCCGAGUCUCAUGUUCGGGUCUGACGACAUAGGCAAGAUGCUGCAGGCAGCGGAUGGCACUACCAUGAACCCCUAUGAGGGCCUGGGGCUGGACACCGAUGGACUGUGGCUCGGCGGACCUCCCUCGUUUGAUGCUGGGAUGUUGACAUUGGCUCCCCCUGCUGCCGGUGCCGGUGCUGGUUCUGGUGCUGCCCCUGGUAGUGGUUCUGGUGGCGCUGGUGCUGGUGCUGGUGUUGCUGUGGGGGGUGGGUGGGAGCAGAGCGCCAGGGAUCCUGCUGUGGAUGCUGCGGUAGCGGCUGCAGCAGCUGCAGCUGCGGCGUCGGGGUUUGCGGUUGAGGAUGUGAUCAGGGGGUGGACAGAGGAGCUGGCGCGAAUGGUGGCGCAGGAAGCGCCGUCCAAGCGCCGCCGGUGCCAGGCUGCUGCUCUGGCUGCGGCUCUUGCUGGUCAAGGAACUGCGGCUGCUCUCAAAGGGAAAGGCAGGCUGGAGGCGGAGCAGGAGGAGGAGGAGGAUGACUCGGAAAGCGAGGAUGGGGUGGGGAGCGGGCAUGAUGCGUUUUUGGGAGGUAUGGGUGAGGAGAGUGAAGGGAGCGAUGGUUUGGAGAUGGAGCGAGGGCGGGGUGAGGUGGGAGGGGGUGGGAAGGCUGUUGGUGCGUCGAGCAGCAGCACAGGCAGCAGCUCGGAGGCGACAGUGGUGAAGAUGCAGCAGGCGAAUGCGAGGAGGCUGGCGGUGCUAGUGGCGCAGAAAUGUAACGUGACUUCGUCACACGAGAAGAGGACAAGCCCGAGGAUAAGUGCAGGAGAGCACGCGGGGGCUGGUGAGGAGAGUGAGGAGGAAUCAAGGGAGCCAGAUGUAGACUGCUCUGACAUGGCAUCUGCUGGGAUGGGUGCUCAGAUAGAGGAGGCUCCUUCCACGGAGGAUGCGUCGAAAAAUAAUAUCUGUGUCGCCCUUCGCCAGAUUGUGAGGCAGAAGGGCCGGCCCAUGUUUGCGGUGCCGCCGAAGGGCCGGCUCCAGUGAGGAUCUGCAUGGUUGUGUCUUGCCACCAGUGCUUUUUGCAUCUCGUAGGUUGAGCAUUUGGAAUGCUGGCUAAUUCGUUUGAUGCGUGUACAGAAAGUGACUGCUACUCUUCGUAGUUUCGGGGUCAUGGAAAUCGGAAUAACGUUUGUAGGUGAUUUGCUUUUACCACGUGGAAUGUAACAUUUUAUAAGUAAAGCCAUCUGUCUUGC